Messenger RNA from Zootoca vivipara (common lizard), 1861 nucleotides. Its product is annotated as S-adenosylmethionine synthase-like. NCBI's taxonomy places the organism in Eukaryota, Metazoa, Chordata, Lepidosauria, Squamata, Lacertidae. The record is from RefSeq and is a predicted model, not a curated record. Gene Ontology annotation, molecular function: ATP binding; methionine adenosyltransferase activity. Gene Ontology annotation, biological process: S-adenosylmethionine biosynthetic process.
CAUGCGUCGUGACGGACACCCCGCCCCCUGGCGGGGUGCCUUCGCGUUUGCCGCCCCGGGCAGCCAGACAGCUAGCUACGCCGCUGGCUGGAUGCAUAAUGGCCUAACAGUCAAUUCAGCAAACCAGUGAAUGCCUGAACUUCUCAGGAACACCAGAAGCUGCCCUAUACAGUGGUACCUCGGAAGUUGAACAGAAUCUGUUCCCGAAGUCCGUUCGACUUCCAAAAUGUUCAGGAACCAAGGUGCGGCUUCCGAUUGGCUGCAGGAAGCUCCUGUAGCCAAUUGGAAGCCGCGUAAGCCACAUCAGACGUUUGGGUUUCAAAGAAUGUUCGCAAACUGGAACACUCACUUCCGGGUUUGCAGCGUUCGGGAGCCAAAACGUUAGAAUCGCAAGGCGUUCGGGAUCCAAGGUACGCCUGUACUGAGUCAGACAAUUGGUCCAUCUAGCUCAGUGUUGUCUACAUUGACUGGCAGCAACUUCCCCACCCCACCCCCAGAUUUCAGGCACAGGUCUGCCACAACCUACCUGGAGAUGCUGGGGAUUGAAUCUGAAGCAUUAUGCAUGCAAAGCAAGUGCUCUGCUACUGAGAUAAACUGUGUGACCAGAUCAGUGAUGCUGUUCUUGAUGCUCAUAUUAAGGUUGAUCCAGAUGCUAAGGUUGCUUGUGAAUGUGUGGCCAAAACUGGGAUGAUCUUGCUAUGUGGUGAAAUUACCUCAAAAGCUAUCAUUGAUUACCAGCAAGUAGUGAGAGACACCCUCCAGAAGAUUGGUUAUGAUGACUCUUCCAAAGGGUUGGAUUACAAGACUUGCACUGUGCUGGUAGCCCUGGAGCAGCAGUGCCAAGAGAUCAAACAAGCCAUCACCGAGGGAAAGACUGGGGAUGAUAUUGGAGCUGGAGACCAGGGCUUGAUGUUUGGUUAUGCCACCGAUGAAACUGAGGAAUGCAUGCCCCUAACUAUCCUGCUUGCGCACAAACUUAACAUGAAGAUUAAAUCCCUGGAGAGAAAUGGAGUUCUGCCCUGGCUUCGACCCGAUGGGAAAACACAGGUCACGAUGGAAUACCGAGAUGUCGGCGGUGCACUGGAGCCAAUCCGGGUGCACACCUUGGUCAUUUCUGUACAACACGCUCCUGGCGUGCCAUUGCAGCAAAUACAGAAAGAGCUAAUGGACAAAGUUGUGAAAGAAGUGGUUCCAGCAAAAUAUCUGGAUGAGAACACAGUCUAUCACCUCCUGCCGAGUAAGGCCUUUCUAGCUGGUGGUCCUAAGGCUGAUGCUGGCCUGACUGGCAGAAAGAUCAUUGUGGAUACCUAUGGAGGCUGGGGAGCUCAUGGAGGGGGUGCUUUUUCGGGGAAAGAUCCCUCCAAAGUUGAUCGUUCAGCAGCCUAUGCUGCUCGUUGGGUGGCAAAGUCCUUGGUGAAAGCAGGCCUUUGCAGGAGAGUAUUGGUGCAGCUGUCUUAUGCCAUUGGACUGAGUCACCCCCUGGCCAUCUCAGUGUUCCAUUACGGUACUGCGGACAGAUCAGAAGAUGAGCUGCUUGAUAUCAUUCAGAAGAACUUUGACCUUCGCCUUGGGCCAAUCAUAAGAGAACUGAACUUGAAGAGUCCCAUUUAUCAACAGACUGCAUGUUACGGGCAUUUUGGAAGAGAGGAAUUUACAUGGGAACAACCUAAAAAGCUGGUUUACUAGUUAUGGGUUGCUUGCAGAUUGCCAUUUAUUGUGGAAUACAACAAAUUACUCACAGUAUCCACACAACAUUGUUGGCAUCAAAAUGCAGUCUGUAUUCAUCCCCGCAUUGAAUCUGGGUUUACCCUUUUCAGAAAAACCUGAAUAAGGUUUUUAAAAAUGUUGCACAUGACUCUCA